Messenger RNA from Gadus macrocephalus (Pacific cod), 4458 nucleotides. RefSeq names its product splicing regulator ARVCF-like. The transcript has 9 exons. The record is from RefSeq and is a predicted model, not a curated record. Gene Ontology annotation, biological process: cell-cell junction assembly; cell-cell adhesion. The coding region runs from base 1 to 978 and encodes 325 amino acids. NCBI's taxonomy places the organism in Eukaryota, Metazoa, Chordata, Actinopteri, Gadiformes, Gadidae. Gene Ontology annotation, molecular function: cadherin binding. Gene Ontology annotation, cellular component: cytoplasm; nucleus; plasma membrane.
AUGGAGAGCGCCGUGAUUUGUUCCAGCUCUUCCUCUCGCUCCGUCCCGUCCCCCACCCGCCCCCAGGCCCCCGCAGGCUGCGCCGCAUCGGAUACCACAAUUAAUCCCGCGUCAUGCGCUUUGAGCUGCUGUACCAGCCGAGGUGGUGCGUCUGUACCUGUCUCUGCUGACGGAGAGCCAGAACUACAACACCCUGGAGGCGGCCGGCGGCGCCCUGCAGAACCUCAGCGCCGACAGUGGACCUGGUCCAACUACAUCCGGGCAACGGUUCGGAAGGAGAAGGGUCUGCCCAUCCUGGUGGAACUGCUGCGGUCCGACUCGGACAAGGUGGUCCGUGCGGUGGCCAUCGCCCUGAGGAACCUAUCCAUCGACCGCCGUAACAAGGACCUAAUCGGCAGCUACGCAAUGCGCGACCUGGUGAGCAACCUGCCCAGCGGCCAGCAGCGGCCCGCCAAGAACCUGGAGGAGGACACGGUGGUGGCCAUCCUCAACACCAUCCACGAGAUUGUGACGGACAGCUCGGAGAACGCCCGCUCGCUCAUCCAGGCACAGGCCGUCGAGAAGCUGGUGGCCAUCAACAGAACCAGCCAAUCGUCACGUGAAACCAAGGCGGCUUCCCAUGUCCUGCAGACGGUGUGGGGCUACAAGGACCUCAGGAACGCCCUGACCAAGGACGGCUGGAACAAGAGCCACUUCCAGCCUACAGUUGCAGCAACCCCUAAAUCAGCCAAAAACGGCAAGCCUGGCUAUGAUGACACCACCCUGCCCCUGAUGGAGAAGAAUCAAGAUGGAUACACCACCAUCGACCAUAGGGAGAAGGAGUGCAAGUACAAGGCUGUGGACCCUGAGGACCCAACAGAGCAUGAGCCCUUAAAGAAUGACACUAAUAGGAAGCACUACAUUAGGGGUAACAGGCCCGCCAUCAGUCUGGUGGACGCUUGUGACGUUAAGCCCCAGCCUGUUGACUCCUGGGUCUAAAUGCAUGCCAUGGCUUAGAGGAACCACAUCACCCCAUCCCAAUGUGAGGCCCUCUCACAUCACCACUGCCAUCCCACACAGAGCUCACCCUGGGCACCAACUCUGCAAGCAGACUUUGUAAAUGGACAAAACUAAUCAAAAAACACAGGCGCUCCUGAAAACGUGGUCAACAAAAACAUAAAAUCAAUGAAUUUAAAAAAGAAAAAGGCAACUUCUUCUACUACUACUUUAACUUCAUAUCAACAUUCCCACUGAAUACCGCGGCCACAGCGGUCUCUCUCGUUGAGGAAAAGGAGGAGGAGGAGGAGGAAGUGAGGCAUGGAUGAAGGCGAUAAGAAUACGAAGAUGAAGGAUAUUGAAAUUGGCAUAAAAAGGUGGACAUGAAGCUAUAAUGGGCUAGGGACCGCUACAUGAUGGGGGCAAGAAAAUAAGGUAUUUUUAAAUUAGGUUUCAGCUGCUAGAUAAAUCAAAAAGCAGAUAACGUUGUUUUGACAUUUAAUGCGUCAAAUCCUAUCCUAGUUUGAAACCCCCUCUCUACCCUUUAGAAAUUGUGAUUAUGAUAUUAUUGGAAAUCCUAAACCGUUGUGUUUGUCCAUGAAGGCCAUAGAAGGUUGGUAGCAAUGUGGGCGGUAAGUGGAGCUUGAUAGACGAAGAUAGAUAGAGAGAGGGAGAGAAAGAGAGAGAGAGAGAGUAGGAGAGAGAGAGAGAGAGAGAGAGAGAGUAGGAGAGAGAGAGAGAGAGAGAGAGAGAGAGAGAGAGAGAGAGAGAGAGAGAGAGAGAGAGAGAGUAGGAGAGAGAGAGAGAGAGAGAGAGAGAGAGAGAGAGAGUAGGAGAGAGAGAGAGAGAGAGAGAGAGAGAGAGAGAGAGAGAGAGAGAGAGAGAGAGAAACAGAGAGAAACAGAGCGGGAGAGGAAGAGAGAGAUUAACAGAGUGAGAAAGGAAGAGAGAGAGAAAUUAGAGAGGAAGAGAUUUAGAGAACUGUAGCACAUCCACACCAGCCUGCUCUUGCAGACUUCUAAACUAUUCAGUUCACUGUUUCAUUAAUACAAAUAAGAGAGCAUAUAGGCCAGGGCUUACAGCCGUUUCAUGGAAAGAAUAAUGACUUCAUAUCAAACAGUGAGCAGAGCCAGGGUGACGAGGAGAACUCAUCACUCGAGUCUGACAGCCAGCGGUUGCUCUUUGCCAAUGAGUACGCCAUGAGUGUAUUUCAGAGGAUUUAAAGGUGUUUAUAGUCGACAGUGUGCUCUAGAAGGAGAGAGGCAGGUGUGGAUGCUUUGGCUGUUGAAAUGACAGCCACGAUAAAGCAUUUAUAUUUUUGUUGGGUUUUAUACAAAUGUAUAUUGGGGUAAUGAAGAUAAAAAACGAAAACGGAAAAAUGAAGUGAAAAAGCGCCGGAGACCAUCUUCGUUGUACAUUGAUCACAGAUCCAUUUGUCGAGGAAGUUCUGUGUUUGUGAACAAAAAAAACAACUGUUUACCCGUAGCUCACGUGUAACAACUCAUGUCUCGUCAUGACAAUUUCUCACUUAUUUAUAUAUUUGUAUUGUUGAAAUGCGACAAACAAAAACGGAUGCGACGCAUCGACAGUGGUUGUUCCUUCGACGGCAAUGAGGUGAGGGUGGAGCUGGCAGGUCCCCAUCAGGUUCUCCACGCCCAGAUGUUUGUAUUCCCCGCCACUCAGCCACCAUAGGAGGAUGGAUGGACAGGGAAACCGCUGGAAUAGAAUAGCCGGGAGACAGCAGUGCCCCCCCCCCCACCCCCCUUUUCUCCAGAGGAUCCCCUGCUGCACUUAGAUUAAGUUACCGACCAACAAAACCAUCACUUGAUUUCACUAAUGCAUCGUAAUAGAAAAAAAUAUAUAUAAAUAUAUAUAUAUUUCAACCUAGCAUGAAGGAAAUUGUACAGAUGUUUAUAUUAUAUUCUAUCCAAGUGCCACAUUUUGGUUUUUUCUUUUCUUUUUUUGUUUGUUGUUUGGUGGUGUUGUUGGAUUUUAACUUUGUUCAUGUGUAGGGAAGACGGACACAUGUAUAUAUGUGCCAGACUAAACUAAACAAUCUCAAAUGAGUUGCUUCACAUUGUAAAAAAGCCAACCACCACACCAUGGUCACUCGCAUAUAAAUAUAUUUUUUCUAUGUUUUAGUGUGGGCAGUUGGAAAAGUAGGAUUGCAGAGCUAACACACUUGCGUUUUGUUUUGUAUCUGUCUGUUUUUGACUGAACAGGAUGCUAGUAACAUAGUGAAAUAUCAAACGCUUACUCAAUGCAAAGUCCUGUGGCGGUGCUAAUAGUCUGACAGAGUGCUACAAAGUGACAUUGUAAUCCACUGUAGAAUCCCUACUGGCUGUGACUCACUCUGCAUAGGGUCGGGGUGGGGGGGGGGACAACAGAGAAAUGGCCAGGACAGUUCCACCCAUACGUCUGCUAUGGCAUGUGCCUGCAUUGGAGUCAGAAUUUUCUUUUGUGAUGUGAUUUUAUAAAGCUUGCAUAUUUUACACAGUGUUUACAAAGACGUACGAUGUGCUAUCAAUAAAUACGAAUAAAAAAAUCUAUGUUUUUCAUUUCAGUGAUGCAGAAAAAAAAAAACUAUCCUAGCAUCCCUUUUCUAUGUGCUUUUUUGGGGUUUUGUGCGUGUAUGUGUGAGUGUGUGUGUGCGCUCUCAUCGCACAUAUUACUAUAUUACUACAUCCUAUCGCAACCAAGAGCCCCUAAACGUUUGACUGACCUUUUGCUGACCUUAUCCCGAGCAUCCCUCCACUGCGCAACACCACAACCAAAGGAACCACGCCUCGUAGGCAUACAAACCCCACAGCUCAGCCGGCAGGAGGUGGUCUGGCGGGGUGUACACACCACUGCUGUACAACCACUGAGCUCGGAGGCGGAGGGACCGUGCUGUCAAUGCGAAAGCCAAGGCGUAUACAGCUGACCAAAACUAGCUAGACCCUUCCUGUGUAGAUAAACGCCAUUGUUUAGAGACGGUCGUCAUACAAGUAACUUGUACUACGCGGUAGCAGACGUGUUUGUAUGUACCUAUCAUGUGCCUUAAUCCUCUUUCCAUGGUAGAUAAAAAAUAAAUAAAAAGAUAACUGUGUUUUAUAAGACAUUCUCGCUCCACUCACUGCCAUCCCCCCCCCCCAUCUCCCUCCUUUAAAGUAAAGGCCCUCAUUUCAAUCAUUCGGUCACUCACUCAUUGACACAUUCACUCACUCUGUUACCUGUGUAGUCUAGACUGUUGGUGAAGUUUUUGCCUUUUAUUACAAUAUAUUAAAAACUUUUCAAAACACUAGAUAUUUGGUUUCAUAGAGAAGUAAAAGUUGUGAAUGCUUUGGUAGCCAGCAGCCGAUGCCACAGUGACAGAAUGUAUUAUGUUGAUUUUACUAAUAUCCUGAGGCAAGUUUACGCUUGUUGAACAUAAUGGAAAAAAUAAAUACUGGUUUGUAGAGUAUACAUUUGGUGUGUUUUCAAUAAAUCAUGCCUGCAAAAAUG